This is a messenger RNA of Paramecium tetraurelia, 1566 nucleotides long. RefSeq lists its product as uncharacterized. NCBI's taxonomy places the organism in Eukaryota, Ciliophora, Oligohymenophorea, Peniculida, Parameciidae. The transcript has 7 exons. The record is from RefSeq and is a predicted model, not a curated record.
AUGCUAAAUUAGCAUUUUUGUGAAAUUGACGAUGAUAUUUCUGAUGCUACCUCUUUUGAGGAGUCCAUUUAGAAGAGAUGCAUGACGGCUCCUCCAAGACCAUUAACCGAUUUGGAGGAAUUUAAGAGGUAAAUUUGUUAAGAAGUAAGAAGAUCAGAAGAAUAUGAAGCCCUCGAAAAAGCAUAUAGAAGCCAAAGCCAAUUGAUUUAGAGAGACUAUCAGAAAUACGAUUUAGACAAUCCAGAAGGAUAACAUAGUUGCAAGAAAUUUCUAUACCAUCUUGAAUAUAUGUGUAAAGUGUAUAAAGUGAAUGCAGUAUCAAGGGAUUAUAGAGACACAUUUUCAAAAGCUUACAAAAUAUUAUACACUGAAGGUGAGUUGUGUUACUUGACUGAAAUUCUUGAUAGUGCUUAGGAAGGCUUCCCAUAUUUGUGGGUUAAUUCAGAAAAAUAUGCAUUUUCGGCUGAUGUAUUGGAAUCUGGAGUGCGCUUGGUGGAGGCUUUCUAUAAAGUCUAACAUGUCAUCAGAUACACGUAUUCUGGGACUGGACAAGAGAGUCCCGAUUUCUCUUCUUAGAAAUUGAAAGCUGAAAUUCAAUUAUUGUUAGAGAACUUCGAUAUAAUUUGGGUCAAUUUUGAGAAAUAUUAUGUCAAGGAGUUAAUGCAGAUAGAAGCAGAAGCAAGGAGGUUUAUACUAAAAGCAAUAGAAAUAGAUAAAGAAAUGAUCUCGAUUGAGGUGCGCGAGAAAUUGAAGGGAAGAAUCCUUGUGACCUCUGAUAAUUAUCUACAUUAUAAAGCUAAAUUAUGCAAAGUGAUAGCACAGAUUAAUUCGGUCGCUAAUGUUGAAGGUAAAGGCAGAGAUGAUCUCGGUGUAAACAUCCUACUUGAAGCAGAAGGUAUAACCAGAAGAGUCACUCGAGAGUAAUCUUAGGCUGUUAGAAAUCUUGCUGAUAGCAUCAAAAUGAAUUUCUCGAAGUUCAGAGAACAGAUGAGAAGAUAUGAACGUAAUAUUGAAAUGGUCGAUCCACAAUUAAAAAAUAAUUAAGAAUUAGUUGAAUUAUUGAUUGAAUAUGAAACAUAAUGGGAAAAAGGUUUGAAUUAUUUAUUGGAUCCAAAGAGAUAUACACAAUUAAUGUUGUUUUCACAUAUUAUAGAAACAACAGCAGAGAAAUAUCAACAAUUCAAAGAACAAUUAGAAUGCAGAGAUAGCGAUAUUUUUGUAGCAAUACCAUGUUUGAUCAUAUUAAAACACCUCGAAGAUGAAGAUCGCAAUAUUUGUCUUUACUUCUUACCUAUGUUAAAUGAUACCUCCUCUAAAUUGCAUUAAUCAUUUAUGACUCUAAAGCAAGAAUUUCAGACUUGGAGAAGACAACAUUCAAAAUCAUAUGAAUACUAUAAUAUUAUUGAAAAACUGCUUCUAGGAAUUCCGUAAUAAUAGUUUUCUGAAGUGGAGUCAAAUUAAAUUUAGAAGAUUAUGCAAAAAAUUAAAUUUCUUUCAAUGGAACUACAAAGGUAUAAUGCUAUAGAAUGGAAUUAAUUCAUUGAUGCUGCAAUAAACAAUAAUUGA